Molecule: messenger RNA, 2300 nt
Organism: Periconia digitata
Lineage: Eukaryota; Fungi; Ascomycota; Dothideomycetes; Pleosporales; Periconiaceae
Source: the annotation of a GenBank genome assembly
CCAUGCAUUCUUUAUCUUCGCCAGCUAGGAUGAUGGCUCUGGCUUUGCCAGCCAUCGUCCUCGCUGCUAUUGGACCGGACUGUGUCAAUGGGCCUCUGGCGGAUAACAAGAUUUGCGAUGUGACCGCAACGCCUUUGGAGCGCGCGACUGCGCUCGUUGGAGCUAUGGAAGCUGAGGAGAAAUUGGGACAAUUGGUCAGCAAAUCGAAGGGCGUUUCUCGAAUUGGACUUCCGCCUUACAACUGGUGGGGUGAAGCUCUUCACGGUGUCGCCGGCGCCCCCGGGAUCAAUUUCACGGGCGACUACAAGAUCGCGACCUCGUUCCCCAUGCCCGUCCUCAUGGCAGCAGCCUUCGACGAUGAUCUGAUCCAAGAGAUAGCGACAAUCAUCUCUAUCGAAGCACGCGCUUUCGGCAAUGGCGGCGUAGCCCCAUUGGACUUCUGGACUCCCAACGUGAACACGUUCAAAGAUCCUCGAUGGGGCCGUGGGUCCGAGACACCCGGUGAAGACGUGUUGAGAGUGAAGCGCUACGCCGCGUCGGUUAUCGCGGGUCUUGAGGGAGACGAUGAGAAGGAGCGUCGUGUUAUUGCGACGUGCAAGCAUUACGCUGGUAACGACCUUGAGAACUGGAAUGGUGUUACCAGACACGACUUUGAUGCCAUCAUCAGCCAGCAAGAUUUGGCCGAGUACUACCUUCAGCCUUUCCAGACAUGCGCGAGAGAUUCUAGGGUCGGUUCGUUCAUGUGUUCGUAUAACGCCGUCAACGGUGUUCCUGCAUGCGCAAACGAGUUCCUCAUGGGCACAAUCCUGCGCGAACACUGGAAGUGGCAGGAGAAUAACUACAUCACGAGCGACUGUGAGGCUGUGCUCGAUAUCUCCGCCAACCACAAGUACGUGGCGACAAAUGCUGAAGGCACCGGUUUGGCGUUCAACUCCGGAAUGGACUCUAGUUGCGAGUACGAAGGGUCAUCAGACAUCCCUGGGGCUUGGAGUGGCGGAUACCUCAACGAGACUAUCGUGGAUAGGGCUUUGACACGCAUCUACCGCGGACUCGUAACCUCCGGGUACUUCGAUGGUGAAUCUGCCAAAUACGCCAGUUUGGGUCCAUCCGACAUCAACACCAAACCUGCGCAAGAGCUCGCACGACGAGCGGCAGCCGAGAGUCUUGUCCUGCUCAAGAACGAAGAAAAUGCUCUCCCAUUCACGCUCACCAACGGCACGAAGGUGGCCAUGAUCGGCUUCUGGGCUGGCGACCAGAAGAAACUUCAAGGUGGAUACAGCGGCCCUGCGCCAUUCUUGCACUCACCCGCCUGGGCAGCACAGCAGCUUGGUAUCUCCGUCAAGAACGUAACUGGUCCCAUCUCCCAAAGCAACUCGGCGCCCGAUACCUGGACCGAAAACGCGCUCGCCGCCGCCGAAGACGCAGAGUACAUUCUGUACUUCGGUGGACAAGAUACCUCUGCAGCUGCUGAGGGACUAGACAGGCAAACUCUCGCAUGGCCUGCCGCGCAAUUAACCCUCAUCAACAAACUCGCAGAUCUCGGAAAGCCACUUGCUGUGAUCCAAAUGGGCGACAUGCUCGACAACACACCCCUCCUCACCAACACGGGCGUGAACUCAAUCCUCUGGGCCAGCUGGCCCGGUCAAGACGGCGGCCCAGCUGUCCUGGACAUUGUAUCUGGCGCCAAAGCCCCCGCUGGCCGUCUCCCCCUCACCCAAUACCCCGUCAACUACACCGACGCCGUUCCAAUGACCGAUAUGAAUCUCCGUCCCAGCGAUACAAACCCUGGACGAACAUACAGAUGGUACGCCGACGCCGUCCAGACAUUUGGGUUCGGACUGCACUACACAAAUUUCAAGGUCGCAGCGGGCGCAUCGAACUCGUCCUCUUCCAAUUCCUCCGCCACCUGGAACAUCCAAGAGCUCGUUGAUUCCUGCUCAAACGAAUUCCUCGAUACUUGCGCUCUUCCACCACUGUCUCUCUCCAUUACCAAUGCCGGAAACCGCACGUCUGACUUCGUUGCGCUGGCGUUCGUCAAGAGCGAGAACGGGCCGAAACCGUAUCCGCUGAAGACACUUUCUGCGUACGCUCGUGUGCAUGAUGUUGCGGGAGGUAGCACCAAAGCUGUGGGAUUGGAGUGGACGCUCGGAAACAUCGCGAGACAUGAUGAAAGUGGGAACACGGUUUUGUACCCGGGAAGUUACGAGGUGGAGCUUGAUGAGCCGGUCCAGGCAACGUGGGGCUUCGAGUUGACGGGCGAAGAGGCGGUGUUGGAUAAGUGGCCGACGCCUCCUUCGUAG